GACAAAACCCGCAACCCCAACUGUUAGUAACACUCCAGUAAGAGCCUGUGUGAAUGGUGCUAGGAUUACUAAUGUUGUACGCUCACCAUGUAUUAAUGGAACUCAAGACAAAGUUACAAUUGAAAUGGAGAUUUUGGAUAUUGAUGAAAAAGCAAAAAUAUUUACUAGAAGUGAAGAAAAUCUGACUCAAUAUCAGAAGGAAAUUAAUUCAGCUAGCAUCGAACUUUGCCGUAUAAACCCAACCUUAUUGAUGGGUGGGAAGGGAGAUCUCCUUAAGCUAGCUAGAGAGAGAGUGCACAAUAAUGGCUAUAUCUACAAAAAAGGUAAAAGUCGAGCAAAGCGAGUGUGUUCCUCAACUGAUGAUGUUAGUACUUCUGAAAGUGGUAUAGCUGAAGGUGGUAAAGCAAAACGAGUCAGAAUUGAUGGGCAUGAAAGAGAGUUAAGAAUCGAUCAUUUACUCGAUCAAAUUGCUGACAUAGAAAAAAGAAUUACAUUUAAACAGUGCAGAAUCGAUUCUGCUGCGGCCUCAAGCAACUUUAAAGCUUGUGACGAGCUCUCACAAGAAUUGUCUGACUUAAAAACCCAAAAGCAUGAACUAAAUUGCUUGUUGGUUCCACUUCAAAAAAAGUCAGCAAAAUCUGCCUGGUAUUAUAGAAUGAAGAAACAAAAGAAUGGAGAUGAAGCGGAUGUUAGUGAUAAUUUGUUGGAUACAUCACGGGAGACUAGUGUAGAGUCUAAUGAUGGAAGUGGCCCGAGUUUUUUACAUCAGAGCCUCCCUACAGAGACUCAACAACAGCUACAGUAGGGAGGCCACAUGAUCUUUUGACUAUAUAUAAAGAACAAAGUAAACGUAACCUUACUCCAGUUGUAAUAUGUGAUGGUAUUUAUGUAACUGCAUUUAAAGGCCUUACUUUAACUGAUUAUAUUGAAACUAGGAAAAGUUACUGUUCGUCUUAUCAUAAUCGUUGUCCUUGUAAGUGUUUAAAACUGUUGUAUGUUGCUGAAACUAUUUGUACUACAGGAUUUCUAAAGCUAAAAGAAGCAUUUACCAUUUCAUUUCCUACUACAAGUUAUAAUUCAUUUAGUGCAAGACGUCUAUUUUUGCAAAUGCCACUGGUAUGUUUACGGCUGGACUUUAUGCCUGGCAGAAGUGAGUGUGUUUUAAUCGAAUACCAUGAGGGUGUUAACUACAAAAACCUCUUGCAACUUCUUCAAAAUGUAAUUCCAAAGUCUUCAGUUGCAAAAAUGGAUAAAUCUCUUCUUCAGUCAUUGCUAGGUCUUUGUCAAAGUGACAGAGAGAAAGAAUGCUUACGCUUUGCAGUCUUUAAAGCUUCUGGCUUAAGUUCUACACAAGCUCGUGCACAGUUUGGACUUGAAAAUAUGAAUUUGCGAGCAAAAAAGGUGGAAGAUUCUAUUAUUCAUGCACAGUACAUUCGCACUGCUAUAGAGAAGUUAGCUUUGACUACUGAAAAAGCAGUACUACAAAGUCUUGGGCUGAGUUGUGGUAAUGAAGAAUUAAUUAGUGAAAGUAGUGAUGAAGAAAGCAGUGAUGUACCUACUCAAUGCAGCAAUUCCUCUCCUCUCACUCCUACUAACUACCCAGCUUCUCCUUCUUGUACUGAUUUCUCUCUCAAUGAUAUGAAUGUUAUUGUCCAAGAGUGUCAGCUAAACUGGUUUGAAAUAGUUGAACAGUUAGAGAAAAUGUAUGGUACUCAGUGUAGUCAUAUUAAUCACAUAAAAGAGUCAAUUGAACAUUUGAAUAUUAGUGUACGUGAGAAAGAGAAGCUAAGAAUAUCCUAUCAAGCAUUUAUGUUAGACAAAGAGGAUCAAGCUGCAAGUCAAAGAGAAGCUGAUAUUUAUAAUGGAGAAAUUGUCACAGAAAGCGAUAGUGAUGAUCCCAAUGCAAUUCUAGCUGCAAGGACUCCUCUCGAUCCAUGUUUGAAGAAAACAAUAGUGAAAAAGAGGCUCUCUGUUAAACGGUGGGCACAACGCUUAAAAGCCAAACGAAUUGAAGAGCAGCAUUUUCUUGGGCGUCAAGUUUCGAAAAGACAUGACUCAAUAGUUACAAAAUAUCCAGAUAUUGGAGAAACGAUUGAAUCCUUUGUACAGGACAAUAAUGUUGGGGCUGAAGCAUGGCGAAGGACGGGUGUGUUGACGUUUGAUGGGAAUGUAAAGAAGAAGCAGAAGAUCACAUAUGAAAAAAUUAGAAAGCAUCUAGAAAGUAUUUAUGGAAGGAAAUUUUCCUAUGGAACAGUUGUACAAUUAUGUGUCGCUAGAAACAGACGGCAUAGAUCGUCUUCUCGUUACAAAGGUGUUGCCAAAGUAACUACAAGACGUGCAAGAAAAGGCUUCCAGUUACGCUAUAACCCUGAUUUUCAUUGGUCAAAUGCCUUAUAUUCAGGACUCAAUUUCAUUCAGCUUGUUGAUGGAAGUGAUAUAUUAAAUAUUAAUAGAGACGAUGCAUCAGGAUUCAGGCUGGAUACUUUAGCAACGCACAAGCAAUAUGCUGUACCAACAGUCACAGGCAAUAGUGUUCUUACCACACAUACUGACUAUGUUACUAAAUAUCCAAGUGUACUUCAAACCACGUCCUACAAUUUUUCAAAAACAGGUAAUACACCUGAAGUUUGCAUUGGUGUGGUGAAGGCCCUUCCAGUUCAUUCGAAAAGUCCUGCGCAACAUGCAGCUGAUUUUGCCAUGUUAAUGAAGAAAGAAGAAUUUAAUUCUGUAUUUUAUUCACCAAGUGGUCAAGCAAAGAGUAUUGUGUGUGCACGAGUUGACGGUGCAACAGAUGAAGGUCCAGCUCAUGAAGAAGUGCAGUUUUUUUGGACACUAGAUCAUAUACAGAAUGAGAGGGUGGCAACUCUAGUAACUGCUCGAAGCAGU
Molecule: messenger RNA, 2886 nt
Organism: Amphimedon queenslandica
Lineage: Eukaryota; Metazoa; Porifera; Demospongiae; Haplosclerida; Niphatidae
Exons: 3
Source: RefSeq, a predicted model, not a curated record